UCCUUCGGGCCAGCUGAUUCCAUCUGGCCAACACCAAAGCCUACCCUACGUUGAGCAUCAGCAGGAAAGGAUCUGAACUUGUCUGCCUUCAUCCAGUAGAUGGAGAGGUCCCUGGAGUUGGCCAACAUGACUAGAGUUCAGCAGUUCAUCUUGCUGGGAUUGUCCACUAGGUUGGACAUAAGGGAUGCUCUAUUUGCUGUCUUCCUGACUCUCUACCUGAUGACACUUCUGGAGAACACACUCAUCAUCUACCUCAUCUGUAGUCACAGUGAGCUCCACAAGCCCAUGUACUUCUUCCUGGGCAACCUCAGCUGCCUUGAGAUGUGCUAUGUGUCAGUCACCAUGCCCAGCUUGCUCAUGGGUCUGUGGAAUGGAAUCUAUCAUAUUUCCUUCAUAGCCUGUAUGACCCAACUCUUCUUCUUCAUUGUCCUUGUAGGCACAGAGUGUAUCCUUCUGGCUUCUAUGGCUUAUGACCGCUAUGUGGCCAUCUGCCGCCCAUUACACUAUCCACUACUCAUGAGGCCCCAGGUCUGUCUGGGCUUGGCUGUGACUUCAUGGCUGGGUGGGCUACUGGUCUCUAUGGUCAAGACCACAUGCAUUGCCACCCUGUCCUACUGUGGCCCCAAUGUCCUCAACCAUUUCUUCUGUGAUGUUUCCCCAUUACUCAACCUGUCAUGUACCCAUGUGGCCCUCACAGAACUGGUAGACUUCAUCUCAGCUAUUGUCAUCCUCUGGGGCUGCUUCCUCGUGACUAUGGCCUCCUAUGUGGCCAUUGGUAGGACAGUUCUGGCCAUGCCUUCUACCACUGCCCGCUACAAGGCCUUCUCCACCUGUGCCUCCCAUCUGGUAGUAGUAGGCAUUUUCUACUCAGCCACUAUCUUCAUCUAUGCCCGUCCUAAACGAUUAGAAGCCAUGGACCUCAACAAGAUGCUGUCUGUCAUCUACACAGUGGUCACCCCCAUGUGCAACCCAGUCAUCUACUGUCUGAGGAACAAGGAGGUCCAAGUAGCUUUCUACAAAACCAUGCACUGGUCCUGA
This is a messenger RNA of Peromyscus leucopus (white-footed mouse), 1038 nucleotides long. RefSeq names its product olfactory receptor 5. The transcript has 2 exons. Gene Ontology annotation, cellular component: membrane. The coding region runs from base 100 to 1038 and encodes 312 amino acids. Gene Ontology annotation, biological process: G protein-coupled receptor signaling pathway. NCBI's taxonomy places the organism in Eukaryota, Metazoa, Chordata, Mammalia, Rodentia, Cricetidae. The record is from RefSeq and is a predicted model, not a curated record. Gene Ontology annotation, molecular function: olfactory receptor activity; G protein-coupled receptor activity.